Molecule: messenger RNA, 528 nt
Organism: Symbiodinium necroappetens
Lineage: Eukaryota; Dinophyceae; Suessiales; Symbiodiniaceae
Source: the annotation of a GenBank genome assembly
AUGCUGUGCGCGAAGACUCGGGGCUGGAUGGGCAUUGGCUGGUUGAACCCCUCCCGCGACGAAGCCAGUCUUAUGGUCCGAACCGACAUGGUUGUUGCCUUCGUGGAGGAUGGACAAGCAGUGGUGCAGGACCGGUUCGCAUUUUCCAUUGAGGAGCCGACUAAGGACGAGAUGCUUGCAGACCAGCGUCCUGACGAUGCGGGCAACCCGCUCAACGGGAGAAACGACUUGAAACUGAUCCCAGGCAGCUUGGGCUUGCCCGGACUUGAAUGGUGCUCGGACGCCACGUGCAGCCUUGGUUUCAGCCUGGUACAAUUCCAGAGAGCAUUUGCAACAGAAGAUGCAUACGACAUCAGGCUCCCUGCCAAAAGUGCCAAGCUUGGCCUGAUCUAUGCCUGGGGCAGCCGCGACCCGUUCGCCACUUACAUGGAGCAGCACGGUGGAGGUGACAGAGGCUAUGUUGAAUUGCAAUGGAACUUGGAUUGUGCGCCUGGAACCUUUUUUGACAUUGCAAGCGCGGAAUCUUGA